AUAAAAAACUAGACAUUUUUAUGAGCAUUUUGGACUAAUAUUUUUUGUUGAAAUGUAACCUCAUAUGUUGUGUAAAAAAAAAAGAAAAUGAGCUUUUACUGUUGAACGACUCACCUUAUCCAUUCGCACGCCCCGAGCAGCCGUCCACCCUCCCCAUUUCUCCUCCUCCAGUCCUCCGACACCCGAGCUGCUCCCUCCUUGGCUCCCGGCGAUUUCCGACCGGAUCCCACCGGUUUCCGCGCUCGUGGAGGCGGUUUCCGACCGGCAAGAAGAGGUUUCCGGGCGGGCGCGGGCGCCGGUGCCGCUGCCGGCCGCUCCCGUCAUUUCCCGAGCGGAAAUCGGGGUGUUUCGGCCGGAUUUCGUCGCCGGUCGCGCGUAGCUUCCGCUUGCUCCGGGUUUUGCGGUUUUCGGAAGUUCCGGCCGGUAAAUCUUUGAUUCCGACCGGUUUUUCUCCCUACCGACCGGAUCCGGCUGCUGUGGGUAAGGUUUUUUUUGUUUGAAUUUUUUUAUGGUAGCAAGUAGUGUAAUAUAAGUAUUAGUAGAAGUAUACAAUGUUUUUAUGGAUUAGAAAACGAGAAUGUGCAUGUAUUUGUUAUUCAUGUUUUGUUAUGUAUGUGUAUGAGUACAAAUGUGAAAAUUAAUAUGCAUGUGUUAUGACAAAUUGAGAAUGUGCAUGUUUUUUUGGUAUGUGAAUAUGCAUGUGCAUGUGUAUGAAUGUUGCACCGUUGCAGGUAAAUGGUUGACCCUGUUUGGGAGCAUGGAGAAAAAAGGGGAUCGGGUUUCAAGUGCAAGUAUUGUGGCACAUCAAAGAGCGGUGGAGGGGCAACACGGUUCAAGGACCACUUGGCACAUAGAGGUCAUGAUGUUAUUGAUUGCCCUUCGGUUCCCCCCGCGGUGAAGAACUUUUUCAUUAGUGAGUUGGACAAGAUAAAGGCGAAGAAGUAUGAAAGACAGCAAGAUAGACGUAGGAGAGAUGCUGCAGCUCGAAGUACUCAAUAUGUUGACUUUGAAGGUGAGGAAGAAGAAGAAGAAGAGCAGGAUGAUGAGUUGCAGCAAGCUUUGAGACAUUCACGGGAAGAGUAUGAGUUUAGGCAAAGGGCUGGUCCAAGGUAUGAGAGGGGUGGUGGUUCUGGAUCAGGCCAGGCACGGGAUCCAGGUGGUGGCUCUAGACCAAUUGGGAGGAUGUUUUCUAGGAGUCGGUCACAUAUCCCCGAGCGGGCAAGGGACUAUAACCUUGCUACUGCUUCCGGACCGAGGCAGCAGAGGAUUGAUACGGGGCCUUGGACGUCUAAGGGGAGGACUGCGAGAGAGUUGCUGGGUAGGGCGUGGUCAAAGGCUUGCCACUCCGUUGGUAUUCCUGGACGGAAGGUAGAUGACCCUUACUUUAGGGCGGCCAUCAUAGAGACACAGAAACAAGGUACUGGGGUCACGAUCCCAACUGGGAGGGACAUUGAUGGAAAAUAUCUUUCAGAGAACGUGGAGGAGAUAAAGAAGGAGAUCAACAAGUGGAAGCAAGAGUUCCCUGAGUAUGGUGCCACUAUCAUAUGUGAUUCAUGGACCGGUAUUUCUCGCAAUAGCGUAAUCAACUUCUUGGUAUAUUGCAAUGGAAUGAUGUACUUCUGGAAGUCUAUUGAUGUAACUGGAAAAAUACAAGAUCAUCAUCUCAUACUUAAGGAGAUAACAAUUGUUCUGAACGAUAUAGGGCCAGAAGAUGUGAUUCAGAUAGUCACUGAUAAUGGCAGCAACUUUAAGAAGGCUUGCAAGCUGUUGGCAGAGGAGUACCCUCACAUUGUGUGGCAGCCAUGUCUUGCCCACACGAUCAACCUCAUUCUUAAAGAUAUUGGAAAGUGGGAUGAUCACAAGGCCAUGAUUCAGAGUGCCCAAUAUAUUUGUCAAUGGUUAUACAAUUCUAAUAGUGUGCACUCCAUGUUUAAGAGUGCCACUGGUGGGGAGCUAGUUAAAUGGAAUGCAACAAGAUUUGGCACUAACUAUAUGUUUCUGGAGAGUUUUAUGAAGAAGAAAGAUCAAUUUAUGAUAUGGAUGAUGUCAACUGAAUAUAGAUCAUCACGCCACUACAAGACUGAAGCAGACAAGACUGUGCCUGCUCAGAUCUUGACUGACCUCGCACGUAGGGUGGGUGAGCCACAAAUUUAA
Panicum virgatum (switchgrass) is the source of this 2154-nucleotide messenger RNA. RefSeq lists its product as uncharacterized. NCBI's taxonomy places the organism in Eukaryota, Viridiplantae, Streptophyta, Magnoliopsida, Poales, Poaceae. The transcript is spliced from 4 exons. Bases 736 to 2154 code for a protein of 472 amino acids. The record is from RefSeq and is a predicted model, not a curated record.